UUCAGCAUCCUUUCUCCUUCUUCUUCUUGAUUUUGUAGGCCAAUGGCAAAAAGGAGUAAGGGUCGUCAAAAGAUAGAUAUGGUGAAGAUGCCUAAUGAAAGCAACCUCCAAGUUACCUUCUCGAAACGCCGGUCUGGGCUUUUCAAGAAGGCUAGUGAGCUUUCCACUCUUUGUGGUGCUGAGAUUGCUAUCAUCGUUUUCUCCCCUGGCAAGAAGGUUUUCUCCUUCGGUCAUCCAGGUGUUGAGGUGGUGAUUGAUCGUUUCCUCUCUCGAAACCCUCCCCAAAACUCACCAACUAUGCAACUCAUUGAGGCUCAUCGCAACGCUAGCGUUCGUGAACUCAAUGCACAACUCACUCAGGUGCUCACCCAAUUGGAAAUGGAGAGGAAGAGAGGAGAGGAGCUUAACCAAAUGAGGAAGACUGGCCAGAAUAGAUGCUGGUGGGAGGCUCCAAUCGAUGACCUUACCAUGCCUCAACUAGAGCAGCUGAGGAUGUCACUGGAACAGCUGAAGAAGAAUGUGGCAAUGCAAGCUGAUAAGCUUCUAAUCCAGAAUGCACAAUCUCAACAGUUUUUUGCUUCCAGUUCUACUGCUCCUCCUCCACCCCUUCCUAAUAACAAUUUCAUGUUCAAUAUUCCAAACAUGGGUACUCUUCCUGGAUACAAUAAUUUUGGAUAUGGACGUGGGUUUUAUUAAGCUUGGUAUUGCUUGCUUGGAGAAGUUGAAAUGAUGUCUUAAUUUUCUUAAUUAGCCACAGAUGCAGAUUACAGUAUUUCCUUAUGCAAUUUUCUUUAGAGUCUUUAUUGUUUGAUGUCUUAAUAUUCUUAAUUAGCCACAGACAAAGCUUAUGGUUAUAGCUUUUCCAUAUGUAAUUUUCUUUGGAGUCUUUUCUAUUAUCUUAUAAGGUCAUGUUGUAAGUCAUGCUUUAUGUUAUUGGACUAUUAUUGCUUCUGCUAUUAUGCAAGAACAAAAGUGCAUCUUAUGAUAUGGGGUAUAGCUAAGCUUUCAUUGAAUUUUCAUAUUUAGGGUUUGCAGAGUAGAAGAACACAUGAUUUAGUCAUCAAGAAUCAAUGGAUUUGGACUGUAAUAACUAAUUGUACUAUAAUAUAUCAUAAUUAGGCAAGAUUUUUUUUAAUUAGGGUUUGGAGUUUGAAUCAGUUUGACAAUAUCAAAAUUUUAGAGAAUAAUUAAUAUGAUUUAAGCUUCUUUUUUUUUUUUUAACUUACAACAAUGAAUAAGACUUAUAGCUUAUAUUUAUUAGUACCUUUUCACAUUCAGAAACAUAUCUCUACAAAUAACACAUCAUCUUUAAUUAUUGAAGUAGUUAAUUGUAUACAAUCAAAUCAUUCUAAUCUCAAUAUAUAUGUGAAAUUUUUCUUAACUAUAAUUUUGAUUUCAUGAUAAUACAUUCAGGU
This is a messenger RNA of Ricinus communis (castor bean), 1415 nucleotides long. RefSeq names its product agamous-like MADS-box protein AGL62. The record is from RefSeq and is a predicted model, not a curated record. The transcript is spliced from 2 exons. Gene Ontology annotation, biological process: positive regulation of transcription by RNA polymerase II. Gene Ontology annotation, molecular function: protein dimerization activity; DNA-binding transcription factor activity, RNA polymerase II-specific; RNA polymerase II cis-regulatory region sequence-specific DNA binding. Lineage: Eukaryota; Viridiplantae; Streptophyta; Magnoliopsida; Malpighiales; Euphorbiaceae. Bases 43 to 696 code for a protein of 217 amino acids.